Anolis carolinensis (green anole) is the source of this 2597-nucleotide messenger RNA. It is a transcript of the gene herpud1, whose product is annotated as homocysteine inducible ER protein with ubiquitin like domain 1. Gene Ontology annotation, cellular component: endoplasmic reticulum membrane. Gene Ontology annotation, biological process: endoplasmic reticulum calcium ion homeostasis; negative regulation of endoplasmic reticulum stress-induced intrinsic apoptotic signaling pathway; endoplasmic reticulum unfolded protein response. The record is from RefSeq and is a predicted model, not a curated record. Gene Ontology annotation, molecular function: transmembrane transporter binding. Bases 73 to 1242 code for a protein of 389 amino acids. The transcript has 8 exons. Lineage: Eukaryota; Metazoa; Chordata; Lepidosauria; Squamata; Anolidae.
CGCCUUCCGCGGUGUGAUUUCGCGCUGUCGUCAUCAGCGACGAAGAAGAGAGGAGUCGGCUACUGUUUCGCCAUGGAGCCCGGCGAGGCCUCAGGCCUGGUCUCCCUCCUGGUCCGGAGCCCCGCGCAGCGCCAUUCGGACCUGCCUCUCUCCGCCCGGCGCUCCUGGAGCGUCCGACGCCUCAAGGCCGAGCUCCGCCGCCUGCACCCGGAGGCCCCGGUGAGGCCUUUAAGCGCUUCGCCUGAAGACACUCAGAGGUUGAUUUAUUCCGGGAAGCUUUUGCAUGACCAUCUGUGCUUGCAAGAAGUUUUCAGUAAGCAGGAGAUGGUGCAUGUUCUACACCUGGUGUGCAAUGUAAAGAAUCAACCAAAAAUGCAAGAGGCUGACACUAAGACUGCAGAUACUGAGCGCCAGCCCGUUCCAUCUAGCCCUGUACAUCCUUUAGUCUCUGCAUGGAGUCAGAGUGGAAAUGUUUGCAACCAGCCUCAUCCAGCAGGAGAUGCUGGUGAUCGAUCUCCACCGACACAGAUUCCAUUUCAAGGCAUGAACCCUGGCUACUCUUAUGCAACAUACCGAAUGCUGCAGUUCUGGUUCCAUCAGAUUUAUGCCAGACAAUAUUAUAUGCAAUACAUGGCUGCCAAUGCUGCGUCCAACGAUGCCUCCUCCACACGAAGCACGCAAGAGAUCCCAGUCGCCCCGGUGGCAGCACCUGCUCCCCUUCCUGACCCUUUUCCUGUUGGAAACCAACCCGGGAAUCCCAACGCCCCUGCUCCGGCCAACCUGGGUGUCAAUCCCAAUCUCCGUGUGAACGCCCAGGGCGGGGCCCUGAUGGAAGAAGAGGAGGAGGCCCAUCGGGACUGGCUGGACUGGCUUUAUUCUGCCACCCUCUUCUACGUUUUCGUCAAUAUUGUGUAUUUCUACUCCAGCAUGAGCCGGCUUGUUAUGGUGCUGGUGGGCACCCUUCUGAUGUAUCUGCACCAUGUGGGCUGGUUUCCAUUCAGGCGAGGGCCAGUUCAGCCUGCUCAGAACAACAUUCCACCUGAAGCAGCGGUUAACCAAGACCAAAACAAUAACUUGCAGCAGCAAGGAGAAAAUGUGGGCAGACCAGAGGAAGCUGACGCAGUGGACGUUGUACCCGAAACACAGCCAGUUGCCCCUUCCUUUGCGAGCACCGCCUGGCUCUUUAUCAGGACCUUCUUUGCCUCGCUUUUGCCGGAGGGCCCUCCUGCGGUGGAAAACUGACUGGUCUCUUCCUUACGAAUCAAAUGACCGCACUUAGAUACUGGACCUAAGCUGGGAGGCCAAAGCUGCCUGGUGUUGUCAGCCAAAAGAAUACCGAAGAGGAACAUGACACAAGUCAAAACAGGCUGGUCCCCCAAGUCGAUGCAUAAAACAGGAUCUAUGACAAUGUGUAAUUCUUUACUUAAUGCAAGUAAAGCCACAAGUGGACCAGAGGCAGAGAAGCCAAUCGCUUCUGCCAGUGUGACUAUUCCUUUUGGAAUAUAUCCUCAUAUUCUUUAAAUACACUGAGUGUAUUAUCUAAUGCAGCCAGUGAAUUUAGAUAUAUAUGGUAAGGAUUUUACAGGGAGAAUGUAUGCCAAAGACAAAGCGACCACAUUGUUUCCUCCCAGUGGAUGAAAAUAGCUUCCAACAGAAGAAACCAUUCCUUAUCAGAAUUUUUCUCCGGGUUGAGAACAAGGGCUGUUUUUCUGUCACCAGUUGAGUCCAGAUGUCUUGAGUCUUACAUGGAGCACUUCUGUAAAUGCUGAACAUUCCCUGGUAUUCCUGUAAGAAAGAUUCUGCAUUCAGUGGAAUAUAGUAAAAAAUAUAUAUUUGUGUCACAAACUGAAGGGGGUUCUGUGUGCUGAAGAGUUGGAGAAAAUGCUUUUCUCUCUGACGCCAUAGCCUUAAACUUCCAUCUUUGCAAUUACACUGCAGACGGAUUAUAUGUUGAAGACGUCUUCCAGUCCUGCCUCUGCAAAAUAAUGCUUUUGGGUUGGAUGCAUAGGUGCAAAUAGAAAAAAACCUUCAAUUCUUUGUGAGGGAAUAUACUUAUUUUCCCGGUGGAUUAUAAUUUUUUAAAGAAAUGCAUGGAGUUCUGUAAGGGGAGGGAAAGAAUGUGUGCUUACUUUCAUGUGCGUUUUAAAGCUUGUGGCUUUUAUAAGUAUGAUAUGAUGAUUUAGUGCCUUUGGAAUCAUCUUUAAAAUAGCUGGCAGCUGUACUGAGAUAUUUUCCUUUGCUCCUUGGUCUUUUUUAGAGGCAGUUAAAAUGCAUCUCUUUCCGCUCCUCUUUGGCCUAUGCCUCCUUCCAAAACAUGCCAUGAGUUUGCAAUGGGAAUCUUUGCUGCUCAGGGAUCAUUUCCUUAGACCACCUGCAUAUAGGGACCGUUUUCUUGUGUAUGUAAUCUGCUCCCCAAAAAAAGAUACUGAAAUUGUAUUUUCACCAUUUUAGAUCAUGAAACUGAACCUCCCAUUCAUAUCUAAUGUAUAUUGUAAAUUUUACUUGUACAGAGAACUGUCUGCAGACCUUUCUUGUAUAUUGUCAUAAAAAGUUUAAUAUAUGAUGGCUUAAUUUUAUUAAAAGUCAUAUACUGCUAA